CCAUGAAAAGCUUCAGGUCACAUGUUUGAAACACACGUGUGCGUCAGGAUGAAGUGAUUACUGUGAAUUUGAACGAGGCCGGGGUUUGUUUCUGUGCGUCAGGACGCAUUUCCAUCCACAUUUCACGUCAGUUUAGACUGCUGGACAAAGUUUAUGAAGCGUCAUUUAACCUUCCUUAUCAAUCAUCCACCCUAAAAUCUUUGUGAAUAAGUCUUGUUUCACUCCCUCUGCCUCCUCCACCACCACCACAACCACCUCCUCCUCCUCCUCCGCUUGAGGAAGCUGAACUUACGCGCAGAGCGGAUGCGGAGUGCGCACAGACAGUUUGCGGUGAGCUGUCUGUCUCUCUGCCAGUGAGCCUGCGCGGCUCCGAUGUGCGACAGCGGCAGGAGGAAGACAGACAGACAGUUGCCGUGGCUCAAGGUUGGCUUGGAUGGCACCGAGCUCCCGCUGAACGCGAGCGGCAGAGGACCCAAGUGGCGAGUCGGGGGGUGGGUGGGGGGGCUGUGCGUAAAACUCAAAGAAGUCGGGAUGGACGGAAAAGGCACCCUGAAGAUGUUCACCAGGAAGAAAAGGGAACUGAUUAAGACGCCAUCCAUCUCGAAAAAGAGCCGAGCAGGAAGCCCCGGGCCGCAGAGCAGCGCCCAGUCUCUGUCCAUCCUCCAGGAGCAGCCUCGGAAAGAUGCGGGCGACAUCACCCUCUCCUCUUCGCCCUCGUCUUCUUCCUCCUCUUCGACUCUCACCCCGACCUCCGCCGGGCUCCAGGACCCCUCCAUGUCCUGCCCGGGCACGCCCAGCAUGCAGCACGGCAAGCUGGCGGCAUUGCAAGGGGUGGGGUGUCCUUCUCCUGUGGCCACCCUGAAGAGGCCGACUGCCCUGAGCAGACACGCCAGCGCCGCAGGAUUCCCGCUCCAGUCGUGGGUGUUCACUAAAGGCCAGGGGAAAGGAGCUUUGACCCCGACUACUCCAUCUGAUGGUCCAGAGAGCACAGCCAUCGAGGUGGAGGACAUCCCGGCCCUGCUUCGGGAUGUGGCGCGUUUCGCCGAGGCUGUGGAGAAACUGAAGGAUGUCGUGCUGGCUGAAGGUAGGGAGAGCCAGCGUCCCGUGGCUCACGAGUGUUUGGGGGAGGUCCUGCGGGUGCUCCGUCAGGUCAUCAACACCUACCCUCUGCUCAACACCGUGGAGAUCCUCACCGCUGCCGGCAAGCUCAUAUCCAAGGUCAAAGGUUUCCAUUAUGAGGCUUGUAACGAGGCAGAUAAAAUGGACUUUGAGAAGGCGAUUGAAACCAUCGCAGUUGCUUUUAGCAGCAACGUCUCCGAACUGCUGAUGGGCGAGGUGGACAGCAGCACGUUGCUCUCCCUGCUGCCCACUGAGAAGAGCAGGUCGAUGGAGAACUUGUACACUGUGGCGGGCCAGGGAGACGGGGGAGCAUUCAGGAGCGACCUGCAGGACAUGGGCAGAGCUGAGGAAGUGGAUGUGAUCCUCCAGCACAGUGAGGGAGGGGUGGAUUCAGCUCUGCUCUACGCCAAAACCAUUUCCAAGUACAUGAAGGACCUGAUGAGCUAUGUGGAAAAGAGAACUUCACUGGAGACCGAGUUCUCCAAAGGCCUCCAGAGAUUAUACCAGUCCUGCAAACACAACAUAACACAUCCCCACAUGCCCCUCUUCUCCAUCUACUCUCUGGCUCUGGAGCAGGACCAGGAGCAGAGCGUGGGGCUGCAGCAGGCCAACACCACCCUGCACACCCAGACCUUCAUCCAGCCUCUGUUGCAGCGUAAACAGGAACAUGAGAAGAGACGGAAGGAGCUCAAGGAGCUGUGGAUUCGAGCUAAGAGAAAGCUGAUGGAGUGCGAGGUGAACCUGCGGAAAGCCAAGCAAGCCUUUAUGGCCCGCUGCGAGGAGUACGACAAGGCCAAAACGGCAGCCUGCCGAGCUGAAGAAGAAGGAGGAGGAUCGACAGCGAAGUCUGUGGAGAAGAAGAAACGAUUAGAGGAAGAGGCUCGCAACAAGGCAGACGAGGCGGAGGCCACCUACAGGACGUGUAUAGCAGAUGCCACCACUCAGCAGCUGGAGCUGGAGCACACAAAGGUCACGGUGCUGAGACAACUUCAGGACAUCAUCAAACAGAGCGACCAGACCCUCCGCUCGGCGACCAUCUCGUACUACCAGCUCAUGCACAUGCAGACGGUAGCCUUGCCGGUCCACUACCAGACUCUGUGUGAGAGCAGUAAGCUGUAUGAUCCAGGCCAGCAGUACGCUGCAUACGUGCGAGACCUGCAGCUGCCGGAGCAGCCGAAUGUCCACUACAUGUUUGAGAACUACUGCCCGUCCAGCUCGUCGUCACACCACGGCCACAGACCGAGGAACGACAGUUUCAACACAGAGCCGACGAGCCACACAGACAGUCCCGCCACCAGUGUGGACACAACAGCUGGAGACAACAGAGACGCAGAGACUCAACGCAAGAGGCAGGGCCACAAGUCAUGGGGUUCAACAGUGAGCGAUGACAGUGUUGGAGGAGAGGGAGGCCUCGAGUCUCCUACUGCCAGCACGAGUGACAUCAGUAAAAUGGCUCGGACAUCAUCCACCGGAACGAUGUCGUCCAAUGAGGACGCAGAUGAGAAGGACGGGAACGUGACCUCAUUUGAAGCUCAAAAUAUCAACGGCAUGGAUCCUGAUGUGGUGGUGUCCACCAGACCUUUCCGUAACGUCGGUCUGUCUAAAGCGGCUCUGACCCACCGACUCAGGAAACUUCGAACUCCUUCGAAGUGCCGCGAGUGUGACAGCUACGUUUACUUCCAGGGUGCUGAGUGUGAGGAGUGUUUCCUGGCGUGUCACAAGCGCUGUCUGGAGACUCUGGCCAUCCAGUGUGGCCAUAAGAAGCUGCAGGGCCGUCUGCAGCUGUUUGGCAGGGACUUCUCUCAGGUAGCCAGCUGCGCCAGUGACGGCAUCCCCUUCAUCAUCACCAAGUGCAUCACCGAGAUAGAGAGACGAGCUCUCAAGAUGAAGGGCAUCUACAGGGUGAACGGAGUGAAGACGCGUGUGGAGAAGCUGUGUCAGGCCUUCGAGAAUGGCAAGGAGCUGGUGGAGCUGUCCCAGUGUUCACCACAUGACAUCAGCAACGUCCUCAAGCUUUACCUGAGACAGCUGCCUGAGCCGAUCAUGCCGUUCCACCUAUACAACAGUCUGAUGGGUUUGGCAAAGGAGAGUCUGCAGAGUGAAGCAGAAACACCAGAGGGAGAGGAGUCCAACAGUAUUAACCCAGCAGUGUGCAAGGGGCCAGAGCUGGUGGACAUGGGGGCCAACACUGAGCCAGAGGUCCUGGUGCUGGUGGAAAAGUUGAAAGAGCUUCUGAAGGAGCUUCCCAAGGCAAACAUCGCUACGCUGCGCUACAUAAUUCGCCACCUCCGGAGGAUUGCAGAGCUAGAGGAAGAUAACAAGAUGAGUGCCAGUAACCUGGGUAUUGUGUUUGGUCCCUCCCUGAUGCGACCCCGUCCAACUGGGGCCACGAUAUCCCUGUCCUCUCUGGUUGAUUACCCCCACCAGGCUCGCAUCGUGGAGGCCUUCAUAGUCUUCUAUUCAUCCAUCUUUCAGUCCAAAACCUCUCAGUCGCAGAAAACUCGCUCUCCUUCCACCUCUACUCAGCAGGGUACAGAUGAGAAGGUGGAGAGCUCGGCUGAUGGGGAGGAGGAUGGAGGCAGAGAGGAGCAGAAUAAACCCGAGUCUGACAAGAUGGAGGAGGGAUGUGGAAGUUCUCUAGGGUCGCUGGGGUCCAGCGAGCAGCUCCCAGACUCCGACUCAGAGCUGGACGAGAACAGUCAGAAGACUGCACGCUCCAGCAGACUGGUGAAGCAGGAGAGCGAGGUGAGCAUGGACGACGACCAGCUGAGCUACAGGGACAGUCUGGACCUCUCCAGCCAGUCUGCAACCCAUACCAGCCCAGAACAAGAGGUAGAGCAGGAGCAGGAGCAGGAGCAGGACCAGCAGGAGGAGGAGAAGGAGCAGGACAAGCCAGAGGGAGUAGAGCCCCCCGCACUGCCAGACAGUGGGCCCCCAGACGAAGAGACAGGAGCAGAGCAGGACCUGAACGCCUCUCUAGCCGAGCUCAAUGUAAACCAGUCCAACAACAACUACCCCUGUUCACCCAUUUUAAGCCUGUCGGGGCAUCCACUGGCACGUCUGUGUGGAAAGAAAUUACCCCUGACCAGAAACAGGGACAGCGAGCCAGAGUUUGUCUGAUAUUAUUAUCUAAAUCAUUGUGUGUGAAGUCUUUUAGUUUGAGUUGAGCGACAGCAAUCUGUGUUUUCAUACACUGAGAUCCAGUAAAACCUGAAACUGAGAGGGCUACCGUGUUGUGUAAAUCAAGAUCGAAUAUUGAAGUUUUUUAAUCUGUGCAGCUGUAUUGAUCUAUCCUGGCAGUGAAAACUCUGCACGCUUUACUGCUGUUUGAUGCAAUUUAUUCCUAUCAUUUCAAGACGUUUCGACUCAAAUUAUUAAAAAUGUAUUUUUGUGCCAGUUUGUAUUUUAGAGGUUGUUUUUUUUUUACUUGUUGCUAUUACAAUCGUAAAGAAAAGGGGGUGAAAACCACAUCAGAAUGUGUGCAAUGUGCAAAAAUCUCCAAGCAAAUUCCCUUCUUUAAAGUGCUGCUGGUUUUAUUUCAGCACUAAAAAUUUUAAAAAUAAAUGUAUCAGUCUCUUUAUAGAUGUUGCCUGUAUUGCCUUGAUAUGGAUGUUUGGUCUAUUUUAAUAAACAUUUUAUUUUAAAACCA
This is a messenger RNA of Larimichthys crocea (large yellow croaker), 4768 nucleotides long. RefSeq names its product Rho GTPase activating protein 45b (gene arhgap45b). Bases 373 to 4239 code for a protein of 1288 amino acids. NCBI's taxonomy places the organism in Eukaryota, Metazoa, Chordata, Actinopteri, Sciaenidae. Gene Ontology annotation, biological process: activation of GTPase activity; signal transduction. Gene Ontology annotation, cellular component: membrane. The record is from RefSeq and is a predicted model, not a curated record. The transcript is spliced from 24 exons. Gene Ontology annotation, molecular function: GTPase activator activity.